Heterotrigona itama is the source of this 585-nucleotide messenger RNA. Lineage: Eukaryota; Metazoa; Arthropoda; Insecta; Hymenoptera; Apidae. The record is from the annotation of a GenBank genome assembly.
AUGUUUAACGAUCUGCCGCCGAUCGACAACAGGGAGAUGGUCGGUACAUUGAGAAAUUUCUCCCUCUAUUUCGGCACCACGUUAUUCGCCUUGGAGGCUGUCGGUGUGGUAAGUUUCACUCAUCUUUUAAUCUCAUUUUAUCUCUUUUUUCCCUUUAAAUUCCUUUCAUACUUUCAUAUUUCAGUUCUUGAAUUUCUUAAUCAUCACAAUUUCUUUUAUAUAUAUAUAUAUAUAUUUUUUUUUUAACUUGAUCACUCAACAUGUUCAAAAAUCCUUUUAAUUUUCUUUCUUCAAUUUCGUCGACAUCUGUUUCUUUUGGCAACUUUGGAUAAUAACUAGGUUGAGAAAGUAGGUAAUUGUUCUAAGUUGUAUUAAAACACAAACUUUCGCAAGAGAUUUAUGAUUUCUUCUUUAAAUUUGCAUUAAAUCCUACAAUUAUCCAUAAUUAUCUCUCAAUCCUUCAAGAUUCUUAUAAGACAAUAAAUUUAGAAAGAUCGUGAAGUUAGUCAAAAGAAGAUCUUUCGAAAAAGAUCGAGUCGGAUCAACUUAUCCGUAUUUGAAAUUUCUUGUCUUCCAAAGAUUUAG